CUCCUCCAUAAAUCUGUCCAAGCCCCUUUUAAAGCUAUCCAGGUUAGUGGCCAUCACCCGUUGUCCAAAACUGGAUGAAUUCCUGCAUCGUUACUGUUUCUUGCUAUUCUGCUUAGCUUCCCUGUUUUCUAGUUGCCCGAGCGGAAAACUGCAAGUGGAAAAACGGGGCAGGAAGGCUGCGAACCUCUUCUCUUGCGAGGUAGGCCAAGAACUUGUCGGAUCGGCCAUGGCCAAGCUGCACGGGCUGCAAGCCGACUAUGUUUUCCGGGGCGUGGAGCACGUGGUGCGGAUGACGGUGGAAGGGAACCUUCUGGAGGUCGAAGUGGAAGACCGCCUGACCACGGACCAGUGGCGCGGGGAAUUCGAUGCUGCUUUCAUUGAAGACUUGACACACAAGACUGGGAAUUUCAAGCAGUUUGGGAUCUUCUGCAGUAUGCUGGAGUCAGCCCUGACACAGAGCAGCGAGUCUGUCACCCUGGACCUCCUCACCUAUUCCGAUCUGGAGUCCCUGCGGAGCAGGAAGAUUGGGGUGGGCCCGAGGCUCACAUCUGCCGCCAAAAGUUCCCCGCUGAACUCCAAACGCUACCUGAUAUUGAUCUACUCGGUGGAAUUUGACAGGAUCCACUACCCUCUGCCACUGCCCUACGUGGGGAAACCAGACCCCGUUGUUCUGCAGAAGGUGAUCCGGGAGCUGAAGGAGGAGUUAGCCAUUCUGAAGGCAAAGCCGGGCAAGGAUUUCCGAGACGCCGAGAUCCGCCACCUCCGGGACGAGAUGCAGCACGUCUUGGAGGAGAAGCAGGUGGCCGAGGCGGCCUUGGCGGCCCUGCAGGAGGAGCUGAAGCUGGCCAACAAGAGCAGCGCCUUCAAGGAGCUGAAGAUCCUCAAGAAGGUGGUCCAGAGCCUGGAAGAGGAGCUGACCAAGGAACGGGCCAAGCACCAGCGGGCAACCGGCAAACGCCUGCAGGAGAACCGGCAGCUGGCCGACGAGCUGGCCGAGCUGAAAGCCACAGAGAGGGGCCUUCGGAUCCGCGUGAGGAACCUGACCAACGAGCUGGCCUUAUACAAGAAGGGGCGCUUCACUCCCAUCGCGCCGUCUCCCACAAACCACUUUGCUCCCGCCAAUCUGAGCCGAGCCAGCACCGCGGCCAAGAGGAGAGAGGAUCGCCGUUCCACCUCAGGGGAACGGUCGAACUCACGGGAACGCGGUGGGGCCUGGGCGCCCAGCCGGCAGCGGUCCACCUCCAGGGAGGGGCGCAGUGGGAGCCAGGGCCGGCUGACGCAGCAGUCCCCCUCCCCGACAGGCUCCAGAGGGCCACGCUUUGACCCCACGGCCUUUGUGAAAGCCAAAGAACACAAGCGGAAGGAAGCCGAGCAAAACAACCGGCGAUGCCUCCGCCGAGGGAUGGGAGAUGCUCCACCUAGCGGUUGGCGCCACACUCAGACCAGAGGGCCGUCAGCUUUUGACACCACUCGGAAAUCCCGGGGCAGGAGUUCUUCAGUGGAAAGCUUCCGUAGCCAGCGAUCUUCCGCAAGUUCAGGGAGCGAAAUGGACGAUUACUCCGAACCUGCUGCUCCCAGGGGUCGGAAGCGAGUGGGGAGGAUCCGGAAGCCCCUCAGCAGCUCUUCGUGGAAUGGAUCGUCUGGGGUUCCUCGUGUGGACAGUGGUCGCAGGAAGCCGUUGGUGAGCACCCCCGCUGGAGGCAAGCAAGUGGACAAAGAGAACCUCUACGACGAGCCGUCGGCCGACCUCUCCGAGAUCGACGCUCGGCUGCAGGCCUUGCAGGAGUACAUGAACAAGCUGGAGACGAGAACGUAGUCCCCACCAAGAAGCGGAGGGGAGAGGCGGCAGGAAGACCCCCAAGCACGCCGACGGAGCUCAGCAGCACGCCUGUGGCCGCCCGGAGCAGGCCCCAAAUAGCCAAGGGCUUCCUCCCUCCCCUUUAGCACGCUUGGUUGCGGGUCUGAAAUACAAAGGUUAUUUUGAGCGUGGGAAUCAUGGAUUUGUUGCAGUCUGUAGCGCACACUCACACACCGCAUCUCUUACCAAAGCAGAGUUUGUCUCCCUCCUGUGGUUUCGCUUGAGAUUGACGGGUCCACAGGGCACCAGGUGCGAAAGAGAGCGCAGCCCUUCCGAUUUGACCCGCAUUAGACAACAUUUUGCCUUAAGAGGAGAGCUCGGGAGUGUUUCUGAACCCCUUUCUUGGCCUACUUCUGCCUUCCCCUCUGUUCUGGCCCUGAAGACGCCAGCCGCAGCUUGAGAGCGAAGUGAUGCUGUUACUCCAGGGCAGCCUUUGAGCUCAGAUCUGCUGGAAGGAGGAGGCCUCUCGUUCUUAGUCAUUCCCCCACCUCUUCCAGGCACCUCUCCGGCAUGGACAGACGGAGCGCUGGUUUGCUUUUCACCCUGUAGGCCAGGAAUCCUUGGCUGGCAGCAGUCUCCUUGGAGUUAGGCAAACCCGGUGCUCCCCUAAGGAGAGAACAGAGGUGCUGCAGGGAAUUGCCGAAGCCAUUCGUUUUUCGUUUGGUGUUUCUACUCUGCUGGGGUCGGCACCGAAGUGAGCGGAGCCAUUUUAAGCCCUUCUUUCAAACCCUGGCUGCUUUCAUUCUGGUUUCUCAGCGGGUGUUCAAGGGUGGCACGGCUUUCUCAGUGCACUCCCGGACCUUUUCCUGGUUUAACCGAGCCCAGCCAGCUUCAACCUCCGUGCCGAGUGGCGCUCGAUCCGAAGGGUUUUGGCGGGGCCUCUGCUCUCGCUGGGUUGGCUCAUCAUUUCCUGAACAUUCCAGAAAGCUCUUUCUCGGCGGUUGCUGGGCAGGGCCGUGUGUGGUGAUCCUUGUAAAUAAACUUUUCUUUUUCUUAA
Messenger RNA from Sphaerodactylus townsendi, 2855 nucleotides. It is a transcript of the gene CCDC61, whose product is annotated as coiled-coil domain containing 61. Gene Ontology annotation, cellular component: centrosome. Bases 227 to 1816 code for a protein of 529 amino acids. The transcript is spliced from 13 exons. Lineage: Eukaryota; Metazoa; Chordata; Lepidosauria; Squamata; Sphaerodactylidae. The record is from RefSeq and is a predicted model, not a curated record.